GGAGCUGGGAGUGGGGCUUAUCUCAGGCAGGAGCAAUCGAUCGUCGCAUUCCUUCGGGAGCGUGACGUAAGGCUGCUGCGGCGGGUCUUUUGAAACAGAAGGGAGGGAGGGAGUUGCGCGAGGGAAGCGGGCCUGGCUGGGAGCUGCUGCUGCCGGGAUGGAAACAAGGGAGGGCGCGGCGGCGGCAGCGGCAGCGGCGGCUCCUCUUGAGGGCUUCGUUGAAGAGACAGCAGAAGAAGCCCGACGGCUCGUGGGCGAGGAGGGGCAGGAGAAGCUGGACCUGGUGUCGCUUUUAAGGUCAGGCCCUCUCUGUGUAUUGGUGUCGGGCGGAGUCUCAACACACAGAGAAACACUCACACUCCCUCACAUAGGAGCCAACGCCCUUCGCUCCCCCAUAAAAUAUUUGAAGGGGCCGCCCCCCCUAAAGUUGAUGGGCAUUGCCAUUCAAAUAGUGAACGUGUGCCACGUCAUGUGAUUGAUUAUUGUUGUUCCGCCUGGCCUUUGGCUUGGAGCCAAUUUGAUUCCCUCCCCUCGUUCUUUUUUCUUUCUCCUCCUGUGAUGAGGCUGCAUUUUAAUGUUUCAAUAUUUUAAUGUUGUUUUUUAAUCUUGUUUUUAAGUUGUAUUCAUUCAACUUAUUUUUAUUAUUGCUUGUUAGCCGCCCUGAGCCCGGCCUUGGCUGGAGAGGGCGGGGUAUAAAUAAAAAUUAUUAUUAUUAUGCCUCCCCCCAAAAAAUAUUUUAUUCAUGUUGGCACCCCUGCCGUCUCUACAGGCACCCACACACAAACACCCCCCCCCCUGCAAACUGCCGCAUUUGCUGUUAAAGAUCAUGGUGAAUUUGAAUUUCGAUGCCACCUCUGUAAUAUUAUUUAGAAAAAAAUGCAUUGGAAGCAUGUAAACCUUAAUUGUGCAUAUUUAGUUAUUUAUUAAAGUGCCCGGGUUAGUGCAAUGGGUCUGUGCAUCUGGCUGUUAACCAGAAGGUUUGCGUUGCAGGGGGUUGGACUAGAUGACCCUCGGGAUCCCGCCCAACUUUAUGAUACUGUGGCUUUUAUUUGUUGCUUCCCAAAGAAAAAAUGUCCUGAAGGGAUUUAACAGUGAAAACAUGCAUAAAAAACAACUUGGGGUCCAAUGCAAAACAAAAAUCUACCCUUAAGAGGCUCGUGGGAAAAGGAAAGUCUUCAAAAGACUAUAGAGGCAGCAUCUGAUAUGCAGUGGGAGGGAGUUCCAAAGAGUAGGUGCUGCCACGCUAAAGCCCCAGUUUCUACACUGCAUGGAGCAGGCCUCCUGAGGAUAUGUUAUCUGUAAGAAACCCUCUCCUUCAGAGUGCAGUCAUAGGCUGGGCAUAAAAGGAUAAGAUUAUAUUUUAGGAAUUAUGGUUCCAGGCUGUAUUGGGCUUUGUCCAGCUGUACUGACAUUACAGCUAGUUGAGCCAUUGUGUUUUGCAUUAGCUGCAGCUUCCAGACCAACCUCAGUGGCACCCCACACCCUCACAUUAUAGGUUAUAAGUUUCAAGUGGUAUACUAUGCUUGAGCCCAGGCCAGCUAAUUAUGAUUCAUUAAGAGAACAAAGGGAAUGACUCUGUGCCAGAGGCCAAAUGGGUGGGCCUCCCUCCCUGAUUAGUUAAAGGUAAAGGGACCCCUGACCAUUAGGUCCAGUCGUGGCCGACUCUGGGGUUGUGGCGCUCAUCUUGCUUUACUGGCCGAGGGAGCCAGCGUACAGCUUCUGGGUCAUGUGGCCAGCAUGACUAAGCCGCUUCUGGCGAACCAGAGCAGCACACAGAAACGCCGUUUACCUUCCCGCCGGAGCGGUACCAAUUUAUCUACUUGCACUUUGAUGUGCUUUUGAACUGCUAGGUUGGCAGGACCCUGAUUAGUUAGGUAAAAGUAAAAGGCCAUAGCUGAAAAUUCAGUUAUGUGAAUGAGAAGUUGGGAGAGAGGCUGCAGGCUGCAAUGGCAGAGAGAGUGUCAUGGCUGAUUUCUUCUGGAAUCCAAGGUUGUGGUAAUGGGAGAAGCAAGAUUCUUUCGGGAUGUUAUUUUAUUAUUAUUAUUAAAUUUGUAUACUGCCCUUCAUCUGAAGAUUGGGUCUUUCUAAAGACAUAUCCAGCUCCUCCUUUAAAAUGCUGAUCAGAAUGCUACUGUCUUUGAUUUCAGUAUCAGAUAAAAGGUGGAUGCUAUUAAUUCAUAUGUGAACAAGAUAAAUUUUCUGUAAACUACUACCAGAUCCACUCUCUUGAUUUUUUUCUGUUAAUUUGUUUUUUUACUUUGUAGAGUAAGAGAACAAAUAAAGCAACAACUUUUGGAAUAUAAUGCAACAGUUAAUGCAAGUAAGUGUGUGACUACCAUUGUGAAAAAUAAAAACUUAUGUUUAUAUAUUGCUAAAUAAAAAACACAGUACAAAUAUGUAAAGUUAUUUGAUAAGCCCUUGUUUAGAAAGUAAAUACCAGGAUGAAGUCUCUUGAGGACUUUAUUUCUCUUUGUGAUGUAUAAUCCUAUGAAAUGGUGUUUUGAAACUUACUAUACUAUUGGCAUGUUCCUCUUGGGGGGGGGGAGUGUUUUUCAGUUACUUCUAACAUAUUCAUCUUUUAUGUGACAGAUGAAGAAAUCAUUACGGAUCAAGUUAUUGAUGAAAAGGCCAUUGUGAGGUGUGUCAUCAUAACUUAUUAAUGAAUAUGCUACUAUGAUGUUUCCAUGGUUUCCCCCCACGUACAGUUCAAACAAGCAAAAACUUACUUUUGUGCUCUAUGCAAAAGGCAAAGGACUAACGGCAAUGUUAUAUUUGUAAGGAGGAAAUGGGCAUGAAGCAUUAACUUGUAUCUCUUUACAUGUUGCAUAUUCUAGUUCAUUUCUAUUUGCAGAAUUAUCUGUGAUUUAACAAAAUAACUGAAAAUGUUGUAGUAUUUAUAAAUUAUCAGGCUUGUGUUUAAAAGUGUCUAAAAUAUCUUUAUGCUUGUUCUGAGUUUAAAUGGCAAGCUUUAAAAUUGUUUAUCCUUAACAAACAUAGUUGAAAGUAAACUGUACUUAUUUCAGUGGGAUGUAUCUCCAAGGGAAUGUGUGUGAAAGCAAGGUAAAUGGGAAUAGCGGCUUGUUGUGGUUUUGUUCAUUGUGCUCAGACCAUGUUAAAAAAACACACAAAAAACUGGAAGUUCUGUGGCCAGUUUAAAUUGUGUAAAUGGUUGUCUGCAUAUUUUGUAUGUUUGCCCCUUUGAAGAGCAACAAGCUGUCCAUGGUGUUAAUACUCCACUGCCUGUGUUGGGAAUUCUGCUCAAUCCCUUCCCCUGUAUUGUCCACCCACCAACCUUGUUUCAUAGCCUUGGGGUCUAGAAACUGGAUUAAUUUCUCAAUGAAAGUUGAAAUCUGUAUGCUGAAUGCUGCAUCCAAUAACAAGUUACGUGCUUGUGUGGCAUGGUCUCAGAAAGCUUUCCCACCCAAUAAUGCUGGCAACACAGAUGUUACAUUAAAUGCGGAGGAGGAGCAGAUAUCAUUAUAUGAAUAAUUUUAGCAUUACAUAUCUACCUACUGUUCUACAUCUCCAAGUUCCCAAUGCAACUUGCAGAAAGAGUAAGAACCAAUCUCUGAGCAGAGCAAUAUUGCUUUUCAAACAUCAAUAACGAGGAAAAUGUAUUAAAAACUUACUCAGUUGUUAGAAAAGUUUGAUAGAAGAAUCACCUUCUAAGAAAUAUACGUUUCAGAUCACCUGAUCCUUGGUUUCUGUUUACCUGAGUUUUCUUUUGCUCUUAGUACAAUAGAAGACUUGGAAGGGGAAUUGGAAGAAGUGAAGCUAUCACACAGACACAAAACUUUGGCAUUACAAAGGUAAAGAUUCAGUCUUUCUGAAAAGUUGAAGUAUAACAUAGGACAUGAAUGAAGAACUAAUGUAGAUUGGAGGAAUUGAAAAUAUACUGUGUCUGUUACCACAGGGAUGGCUUGUUUGGUCAGAUUCUUACCACAUGGAAAUUAAAAAAUCCAAGCCACAAUCCAGCAAAUGUUAUGUGGAAUUAAGAUCCACUGAAAUUAAUGGGCUUGUGCAUCCAACUCAGUGCUUGAUUGUGCAGCAAAGUUACAUAUGUGAAAUUACUUAAUAGUAAUUUUUAUGCUUUACAAAAUUGAGCAUUAGACAACUUUUUACUCUGCAGCUGCCUUCUAUUGAACUUCAUAUAUGUCUGCUUCUUUUUAAAAAAUGGUUUAAUGGUUUAGUGAAUAUAUAAAUAAAACCUAUGACAUUUAGCCAUAGCUGUCAACUUACAGAUUUGAAAAUAAGGGACCAGCAGCCUCAAAAAUAAAGGAUCAGCAGCCAGAAUAAGGGAUUUCAGAGCACAGCUAUGUUCAACUUCUGAGCCCCUCCCAGCCAAAGGCAGAAAGCCCAGUCAGCAGCCAAACGAAGCCUCAAGCGGUGGUUCCCACAGCGCAGCAACCCGGCAAAGGGGAUGCAGCAAGGAAAACCACCGUCACCUCUCCGCUGCGAAGCGCUGAGCAAAGGCGAGUCCCCAAGCAACGCGGCCAAUUUGAUCGGCACAAGGCAUGCAAGCUCCACCCCCCAGUCGUUCUUAGACUCCUUAUUGGGUGAGCAACGCAGCCAAGCAACACAGUUGGAGCCUCCCUCCUCCCUGGCUGGCAGGGAGGGAGGGAGAGGAGCUGCUUCCUUUGAAAUUUAAGGGACAUCAUUUAAGGGACAUCCAUCAAUAGGGGACAGCAGCGGGACACAGCGCUGGGAUAUGGGACUUUCCUGCCAAAUAAGGGACGGUUGACAGCUAUGCAUUUAGCACAUGAAACAGCUUAACCACUAAUUGAAAUAAAAUAUAUUAUUGGAAUUUCAUCAGAAAUACAAACACAAGGUUCCUUACUAUACAAAGUUUCAUACACAUCUUGAUCUUUGAAAUACUCUGAUGUGAUGUGUAAUGUUUAGCCAGUAAGUUAUGGUGCAUCACUUGUUCAUGGACAUGUGUAUAUGAAAGCAGAAAAAAAUUCUUAGAAUCCAGUUCUUAUUUCUUCUAUGAAUGUCCUAGACAUACUGUUAUGCAUUUCCUCAGAACACAUCUUACUUUUCUUCUUCUUUUUAACUGUAUAGGUUGCAAGUAAAUGAUGCACUUAGAGCCAAGCUGAGGAACAAUGAUGACAACUUAAAGUAAGGGGAUUUGAAAGUCCAAGGAGUUAUUUAAACUGAAUUAUUUAACUGACAAGAGUAUUUGUAGCUUGUUUAAUGACUAUGGAAUUGAUAUUUAAAUACUGCUUCUGUGGAUAAUAGAAUAUUUCAGAAAGGCACCCUGGUUAGACAACUGAUAUUCCUAGAUGAAAUUUCUAGUCCCUUAUAGUUGGUUUAAAUCAGCUGUUGCAGUGACCUAUUUUAGUCCUUUGUAAAAUUCUCAUACUGUGGUUCCAUUUAACUACAACUGGGAUACAGUUUAAAACUAGAAUCAGGUUAAAAUUAGCUGUGAUCUCAGCAAACCUAUUCCUUAGAAUUGUGCUGUUGCUGAUUUUUAUAGAAGGCAGCUGCUGCUUUUGUUUUUGGUUGGUUGGUUGGUUGUUGGGCAGCGUCCACUUAGAGUAAGCGCCUAUGUCAUUUACCUCCCCAUAACAUGUUUUGGCAGUUUCUCACAGGGAAGUCAUAACAGUGAAAGUAACUCCCCUAGGAAGAAAACAGCUGAAGAGGGGAAAACAUGGACAAUAAAAAAGUGGGCGGUCUAGCAUGCUGUUGUCCCCACCCUGGUUUUCAAAUGGCUCCAGCCCCUUUGCUUCAUAGGAACUUGACCAAAUCUGCAUUACAACGCACAGGUGCUGGUGCCAUAACAUGUACUUUUGAGACUUUUUCUCUAAAUACUGCUUUUUAUUGUUGUUUUUCACUGCUUGCAACUUGCUGCAGCUGCAGAUGAAUAUCUUGAUGCCCAGGUGUGUUGCAUGCUUAGCUGGCAUAAUACACACAUAGAAGUACUAGUAAAAGCCGAAGACAGAUCUCUUGAUAUAUGAAUAUUUGGCCAUUAGAAAUACCCCCAUCACCUGGCUUUUAGACCUGAUCUGGUGCAGGCCGUUUUCAACUCUUUUUGUUAGAGAAUAGUGGAUUGAAGUCAAACUGCCUUCACUUAAAUUGAAUCUGUGAAUAGAUUUAAACCAAGGGUGGGGAAUCUGUGGCCCUCCAGAUGAUGUUAGACUACGUUUGUUUGUUUGUUUGUUUGUUUGUUUGUUUACUUAUCAGUUUCUACACCACUCAACAUAAAGAUAUCUAGGCACCAAAGCAAGAAACUCAAUAUGAUAUAAUAUAAUAUAACAUAAAAUACAGAAUAAAACAGUAUGUUAUGUUCAGUAAAACAUACAAGGCUGGGUCAUAUUGCAGGGGAAAUGUGUCAAUAAAGUCUUAACCAAGCGUCCAAAAUAUAUUUUCCAUAAUCCCUGACUAUCGGCCAUCCCGGUUGAUGGGAAUUGGCCAACACCUGGAAGACUCAAGAGUUCCGCAGCCCUGGUGUAAACUAAGGACCAAAUGAAAUGCUACACACAAAAUGCACAACAAAAAUACCAGCCACUUUGGGAUGGGAUGAUUUGGAAGAAAUAGCAGUAUGGGGGCUGCUUAAUGCUUUCUGCUGCAACUCCCCCUGUGGGAAACACAUUUGAAACUCUGUAGGGAAAAGAACAAUGUGGGAAGGGGGGAGGGGAUUUACAACAGAAAACCACAGCAAGGGAAAGAAUUAAGCAGCUUAAUCCAACACUGCAUAUUCACUCCAAAUCACCCCAUCCCAAAGAGAAAGGGCUGUAGUUCGGCGGUAGAGCUUUGCAUGCUUUGCUGGGAAUGUCCCCUAUCUGAAACCCUGAAGAGCCACUGCCAGUCAGUGUAAACAGUACUGCGCUAGGCGGACCAGUGGUCUUCCUUGGCAUAAGACGACUUUAUAUGUCCCUAUAUAUGCUUUUCUUAGAAGAAAAGGGCAUCAGGCUUCUGUUUAAGUGCAUUUGCAUAUCAGUUUGAUUUGAUUGUAUGGGCCUCAGGGUCAUGCUGAUUUCUGUUUAUGCUUUCAUUAGGUUGAUCGGGGAGACUAUAAAGCACAUUAUGAUGCUUAGUACUGCAGUAAUUAAAUUAAAGCAGGCAAGUAUCCUUUCUGUUAAAACGUUAAGGCUCAUUGUCUAGAAAAGAUAUAUUUGCCAACCCAUGGUAGAUACAAGUGUAGCUGUACUUAAAAAAGUUACUGUGUUUACAUACUACACUUUUUCCUAAAAAAAAAAGUACUAAAGUUAAUAUUCACAGUUACAGUAUUACUUUGGGGUGUCGGGGGGUAGUGGGGGGGACACAUUGUGCUCUUUUCAGGGUAGCUUGUCCACCUUUGGUCCCCACCCUGCACCUGUGGCUCCUAGAAGCUGUCAGCAUGCAACAGUAGCCACACCCCCGGGAAUGGCUUUGACUGGCCAGCUAAACCAGGGGAGGGGAGCCAAUGGGUCUUAAACCAUCAGUGAAUAAGGGACUUCCGAAUAUGUGAAGACAGGUUUCGGCAGAUUGAGUGGAUGAGACCAAUAAUGGGUCCAAUGUUCAAGAAGUUGGUUUCUGCACAGGCUAUAUAGAGAAGUGAGGGGCAGAUGGGGCUUAUCUGGGAAGGUAGUCCAUGUAGGAGGAGGAAAACUGAUCCCAAACCUCUACUGCCUUGUGGGACAUCUUCAGGAGAAGAAAAUCCUAAGGAGUAAACCCUACACAAAUCUGGAAUGGAGUCCUUAAGGUGGUUGGAUGGCAUCUUGUACACCACCUUGUGACAACUCCUGCAGCCAAGUUGGUGCCAAAUAUAUUUAUCUGCUUUCCUUUGGACCACAGCAGGAGGCCAAGAGGGGGCGGUCUUGUCAUCUGGGCAUCCCAGGACCUCCAUACACACUGCUCAGGCUUAUGCCCCAGGGAGGUCACUUUGGUGCUGCUAACUCAGUGUUUUGACUUCACCUCUGGAAGAGCACUCCAUUGUCUCUCGAGGUAGACAAUGUAUUACUCUGACAACCGGGGUAGAUAUUUUUUACAAAAUGUAUUAAUGAACUGCAUUUUUAAUAUAGCAGUCACGUGAACUGGAAGAAAAAUUGAAUGAAGUUAAGCAGAGAAGACAAUGUAAGUUUUUUAACCGUAGUGAAAUAUUGGUUUCCCUUUUGUAUCUUAUAAAGGUGGUGUGCCAUGAAAAUGAGAGUGUGUUGAAAACAUUAUCAUUCCACCCAGUGAUGGAUGUGCACAUUAUAAAUUCUCAUGGAUAGUCAGUUUGGUGGUUAGUGCAAAAGGGGUGUGGUAAGGAAGGUGCCCCAAGAACAGUAUAAAGGCCACAUCACAGUAGCAUUGUGUGCAAUUACACAGGUGCUAAGGCUUCUUUCUGUGGGCAUUCAAGAACAAUAACAGAAAUAGGUAAGCAUCCCCACAAAGUUUUCCGUUAACUACUCCAAUUCUGGUUUUACUGGAUGAUUACUGCUGCUUGCUUUACUCAUACAGUAGUACCUCAGGUUGCAAACGGGAUCUGUUCCGGAGCCCCAUUCACAUCCUGAAGCGAACGCAACCCACGACUGCCCGUCUGUGGGGGGGGGGGUCGCGAUUCGCCGCUUCCGCGCAUGCGCAAGACGUCAUUUUGAGCAUAUGCGAGAGCGGCAAAACCUGGAAGUAACGUGCUCUGUUACUUCUGGGUCACCACGGAGCGCAACCCGAAAAGGCUUAGCUUGAAGCGACUUCAACCCAAGGUAGGACUAUAUUUUCAUGAUCCCAUUUAGAAAAGAACCUUAAGCCAUAUUAUGGCCUUAAUACAGGUCCAUGCAGAGCUUGUCAGAAGCCCAGGGCGGGAGGCUUGUCUGUGAGACAGGCCAACGCCUAAUCUGACCUAGUAUGCAGUAACACAGGUCCAGAUUUUACUAUCAAAGCCUUGCAGUGCAUAUGGACAGGCAUGGGUGUUUCACCCAAUAAGUCCCCGGUCUGUCACAGGGCGUUCUUGGCAUGACAGCAUGUCUGGAGGGCCCCUUGGCUAGCUUAGCCCUCCGAUGCCCAGGGCAAGUGGGCCUGGCUGCCCCCACCCACACAGACCUGCCUUAAUGUGUACAAACUUUCUUCCAAAACCAAGUUUUUGUAGAAUCAGCAGAGCUUGUUUUUAUUUGCACACUUAAUAUAUACUUCUGCAUACACAGGGAAUCCCCUUAGUAUGUAGAAACCAGUACCUUGAUUUUUCAUCGGUCCAGUUUGCUUCUAAACAGCCUGGCACUCCCUGCUCAAAGUUUGCUUUUACUAUAUAAGAUCACUUACCUUUGAUUUUUGUUCACUACUCAGUGCUGACUUACUACUUUUUACAGUGUUGAAAUGCAAUACUUGCAUUGUAGUAGCUUCUUUAAGUGUUUUGUAGCUCGUUAUUGGUUGUAUUAAUACUAUGCAUGCCCAUAAAUCUGCUCUGGAAGGUCCCCCAACCCUGUGGAGCAGCUUUUGAGGGUGCACAGAUGGCUGCAGGAGGGGGUGGGGAAAGGAAAGGGAAUUGAAGUUGUGUCAGAUGGAAGUCUGUUCUGCUCACGAAACAGCAGCAUUGGAUAAAACUCUACAUGUGUUUAGAGUUCUAACGGUUUAAGCAUGGUGUGUGGAAUGGAGGCAUACAGCCAUACCUUGGAACUUGAACGGAAUCUGUUCCGGAAGUCCAUUUGGCUUCCAAAAUGUUCAAAAACCAGAUCAUGGCUUCUGAUUGGCUGCAGAAGCCUUGUUGGACAUUCGGGUUCCAAAAGAACGUUCACAAACCAGAACAAUCACUUCCAGGUUUGCAGUGUUUGGGAGCCAAAACUUAUGAGUUCCAGGGUGUUCGACAACCAAGGUACAACUGUAUUUCUUUAUUUUAAAACCGUGUCAUAAAUCACUCACUACAAAGCCUCUUCUUGCACUAGGGUUUGGGAAAUAAUCAAGUUCAUAGUUUCAUAUUUUUCUCCUCAUAAUUCAAUAGCACUAAAGCAAGCUAUGGAUUGCAAACUGGCAGAUAUACAUAAUAUGAAUAUGAAACGAAAAGAGGAACUGGACAAUAUGAAAGUGAGUGAAAUGUUGAAGAAGGCCCGUAGAAAUCUGCAAAAGGAAAUUGAGAUGACGACAUUGAUUCAAAACAUCUUCCAGGUAAAACUGCCUCUGAGAAGGACAGAUUAGUUCAUUUUGAUCACCUAUGACAAAUCUGUACUAAAUAUAAAUUGAGUCAGUUUAUAUCCUACUAGCAAGAAUGACUUUACUGAUGAGAAAGCUGCUUUUACUGGGGAAUUUUGUGAUCUAUUGACAGUUUAAUAUAUUAAACUUUUAAAUUUUUGUGCAUAGAUGGAGAAUGACCAAACGUAUAACUUGCAUGAUGCAUGACCACUUUCUUUUAUCAGCCCACAUUUUCCCCCCUUUUUUAGUAUUGACAUCCUGAAGAGAGUUCGAUUUGCUAUUGGGAGCAUGAAGUAGCUGAAGUAUUUCUUUAAAAGCUAAACAAACUGAUUUUGUUUCAGAAUCUCAUUAUUGGAAGUGAGGUCAAUUGGGCAGAAGAUCCAGCUUUGAAGGAAAUUGUUCUGCAACUGGAGAAAAAUGUGGCUAGAAUGUGAAGAAGCAGAGCAGUACAUUUUCUAUGGUUUGCUGAUUCAGAGGAGAAGCAGUAGUCUGACAAGCUAUUGUGACAAAGAGGUGUGUUUUCAUAAUCAUAACUCCAGUGGCGCUUAAUUAUAUUGAUGCACAGAUGGACUUGAAAACUUCCUGCUGUAAAAUAUGUUGCCUAAUUUAAUGGCUAGAUUUGUUUGCUCUACCUUGGAAGAACCAUUCCAGUUUUAUGGAAGGAGUUAUUAACGGAGAGUAUUGUAACUGCAACAUUCUUCCCACCGGCUCCUCAAUUUCCAGAGAAAUUAUUGGCUGUUGCCUUGGAACGAAGACAGAGCAACAGGUUUGCCUUUUAAAUCUUAUUUCCUGCUGGGAAGGCAGGAAUGCCUUUCCUUACAUUUUGACUUUCUUUACCACCUAUAACGAGCACAUCAUUUUUAUGUGUGCCAGUGGAAAGCAGCUUAGCAUUUUGAGGGAUCAUUUUUGUGAUCAUUUUUGUUAUAUUCAAUGGAUUUCCAAAGCCACUUCACUACAUUGGUAUGUUAUGCAUGUUUAGUUAACUGUUGUGCAUUUAAAUAGUUGGCUGCCGCUAUUAUUGCAGUGCCAUCAGUAUACAUGUAACAUUGUGCAUUUAAGUGUUUCAUUAAAAAGUUAGGUGCCUGACUCCAAGGAACUUGAAAUCUAAAAUAAUGAGGAACAUAAUGAAGGGAAGGACAGGGGUGGAGAAAUUUUACUGUAGAAUGACCAUAGGUUAGAAUUCUUGUAUUGUUUAUACAUGUUAUGCCAUAGUAUUGGCUGCAUUUGCAGUGAAAUAAAAUAGCUUUAUGUGUUAUCCUAUAUGGUUUGGAGGGUUCAAACCUCUUACAAGCUUAGCACUCAUGGGAAUAAGAUGUGGCCCUCUUGUGGAAGGAUGGUUAUUGGUUUGGUUUGCUUUUAUUGUAUAUUUUGCAUCUUCAUUUUGUAUUUUUAUGUUGUGAACAAUUCUGUGGUCUUCACAUGAAGGGUGGUAUAUAAAUAAAUAAAAAACUCUUGUAUAUCAGGAAUGGUUCUACGAAGGGAGGUAAAUUGGUGGUGAUUGGCCAGGAACAAGAUCUUGGGGUCAUGUUGAUCCACUAUAUAGCAGUUGCAAAAAAUAUAAAUUCCAUGCUAGGGAUCAUUAGGAAAGAAUUAAAAAUAAAGCUGCUGAUAGCAUAAUGCCAUUAUACAAAUCUAUAUUGCAACUGUAUUCCUACUGCCCGUAGUUCUGGUUGCCUUACUUCAAAAAUGAUACUGUUGAGUUGGAAAACGUUCCAAAAAGUGAAAAGCAAAAUGAUCAAGGAAAUGGAACAAUUCUCCUAUAAGGAAAGGCUGCAGCAUUUGGAGGUGUUUUUUAAUUUAGCUAAGAGGUGACAUAAUAUAAACGUGUGUGAUAAUGCCAUGGAGAAAGUGGAUCAAGGCAAGUUCUUCUCCCUCAUAACAUUUGACUUGUAGCUAUCCUAUGGAGCCAAAUGUUGGGAGAUUCAGAACAGACAGAAGAAAGUACUUCUUCACACAGCACAUAUUUAAAACCAUGGAAUUUGCUCCCAC
This is a messenger RNA of Podarcis lilfordi (Lilford's wall lizard), 12072 nucleotides long. Lineage: Eukaryota; Metazoa; Chordata; Lepidosauria; Squamata; Lacertidae. The record is from the annotation of a GenBank genome assembly.